GCCCUUAAGAGGACGAAGAAGGAGCACCGGAGCGCACGCUUUUCUUUUGCGUAUUUUCCUUUUCUCCUUUGAAAUAGAUUCGCUAGCGAAUUAAAGGCCCUCGAGGAUGGCCUUUCAGCUGGACGACCUCCUGAACGACGAGAGGAAGGGCGGAGCCGCGAUCCCCGACUUCAGCAGGGCGACCUGCAAUUCCGAACAGGAGCUAAAGCGGCUCCUGGAGCAAUGUCCGGAUUACAAGAUCAAGCCAGAAAAGGUGCGACGCGAGAACACGAAGGUGCGAGACAAGGACUUCUCCUGGAAGAUCACGAAACGUGAGUUAAAGGCUCUGGAAAAGGACUGGGGCUACGGGGACCCAGUUCCCCCGGACAUGAGAGGACUGAACCUCCAGGAGUUGCAAAAGGUCCCGAUAGAUUGGAGGAUGCUGACCCCCAUCAGGCCCAAGAUCCGGCAGGACGAGGACAUGUUCUCGCGGCUGGUGGAGAUGGGGAAACUGGAGCUGAGGACGGCAGCAAGGGAACGCCGGUGCAGGACGAGUCCCAUAAAAAGGAACAAAAACCGAGCAGGCAUAAUCGAGAGCUGUGUGAAGGUCUGCGACGAGUGCGGAGAAGAGUUCUGCGCCGGGGAGAGCUGCGGGGACAUCCUCUACGAGGCCUUCAUCAGGGUAACGGUGAGCCCCCAACAGCAGAAGAGCAAACCCUCCCCGGAGACUGCCGCGAUAAUCGCCGGCAUGGACGACAAGAAGAAGACGCCGAGGAAGAAGAAGAGGACCCCGAGGAAGAGCGUCAGGUUGCUAGUUCGCAAGGUCAGGAAACCCGCAAAAGAAGGGGAGACCGAGAAGAGGUCAAAGACCGAGAGGAGCCAGAAAGACGAGGAGGACGAGGGCGAGGGGAAGAAGAAGAGGUUCAGGAGGAAGUGCAGCAAAUUCGGGAAGAAGGCGUAAAUCUAGGUCCACGGACACCUAGGUGAUGUGCAAGAGGUCGAGGAGGAGGUCUGACCCUUAACGAGACAUUUUAGUAUCAGGAAUACGGACACGUGGUCUCGAGGCCGGAAUUUUUAUUAAUUCUAAACCGCGAAUAAUGGCUAAAUUGAAGCGAUAUGUAAAUUUCGGAAGGGUUAAACAUCGUGGCAGCCGAGUAAAAUUAACCGUAGAAUUACCAAACCAUUAAAGACGACUAAUUACAGGUGGCCCGAGGAUUAAAAAAAAAAAAAGAAAUCGCCAGUGAGCCUUUAAAUUUUUUUUUUUAUGUAAAGUAUGGAAAGAAAAUGAAAAGUACGAUCUUCGCGAGACCACGUGUCCGUGAUUAAAGAUUAAGGACUAAAGUUAUACAGCGAUUCCUGCCCAAGUGAAAGCUUGAAAAGGUCAACGUAAAGUAUGGAGAGAAAGAGAGUGCGUAAUCUCCGAUAGACAGCGAGUCAUUAAUUAAGGAUUAAGAAUUAAAAUUAAGAUACCUCCCCGUGUUAACAUUUCCGUAUACGCGAGGCUUAAUAAACACCCGGCGGAUAAAUGCUGGAAAAAAUAUAGCCUUUAAUGAUAA
Molecule: messenger RNA, 1535 nt
Organism: Orussus abietinus
Lineage: Eukaryota; Metazoa; Arthropoda; Insecta; Hymenoptera; Orussidae
Exons: 4
Coding region: 107-940 (277 amino acids)
Source: RefSeq, a predicted model, not a curated record